Messenger RNA from Chelonia mydas (Green sea turtle), 8805 nucleotides. It is a transcript of the gene IL15, whose product is annotated as interleukin 15. Gene Ontology annotation, molecular function: cytokine activity; cytokine receptor binding. The record is from RefSeq and is a predicted model, not a curated record. Gene Ontology annotation, biological process: positive regulation of immune response; immune response; positive regulation of cytokine production. Gene Ontology annotation, cellular component: extracellular region. Bases 4568 to 5167 code for a protein of 199 amino acids. NCBI's taxonomy places the organism in Eukaryota, Metazoa, Chordata, Testudines, Cheloniidae. The transcript has 7 exons.
GAUGUUUAUCCAUCUACCUAUUGAAAUAUAAACUCAGUAUUGUCUCAUUUGCAAUCAGCAGUCUGAGUUAAAUGUGUGUGAAUGCUUGUGAAAUUUUACAGGAAGAGAAGAACAGCAAUGGGAAAAGAGCCUUAUCGGGAAGGCGCACUUCAAAGGUUUACUGGACUAUAACUGGAUGACAAGGAAAGCACCAUGUUAUCCUGCACCUAAGAAGUAAACAAACAGUAUGUUUACAUUUAUGAAAAUGGGAUCACAACCAGCCUUGGUUGGAAAUGCUGCAGAAGGCUUUUGGUGGAAUAAGGCUGUUCAAGACAGGUAAUUCACCUAUUAAGUUUAGUCUGUAGAAAGUGUGUAUUGAUUUUGUUUUAUAUGUAACCCUUCUGUUUCCUUUAUCCUUACUCACUAGCUCUUAAAUCUAGAUCUAUGAUAAGAAAUGUAUGGUAGUUUUCACUAUAAAUAUAUCUGCGUGCUUUGGUAUUACAUAAGGAGCUGUUCAUAAGUUGAAUCAAGUGUGUGUAGUGUUCCCUUGGGGACAGCAAACCUGGUAUUACUGUGAGUUUUCAGUGGAUAAGGGCCUGGACACUACAGGGGAAAUGCUUCAAAGGAGCUUGGGGACUGGGGUGCACCUACUGUUAACCUGCAAGGCAACAAAAGGGCUGGUGUAGACCAGACUGGGUGAAUGUCUGGGUGAUUAACAGGCUGGUGGUGUCGGGGAGCUAACAUCCAUUUAAGCAUAUGCAAGUCUCUUUCUCACUGGAGGUGGGAUAGGGGGGAACAAAGUGACUCCCAACCCUGAGCACGGUCAUAUCUUGUUGGUUAUUUAUUAUUUGUAUUGUAUAGGAACCCCAGUCAUGCACCAUUGUAUUAAGUGUUGUAUAUGGAGCCUUGUAAACACCGCACAGUAUUCCUAUUCUCCCUGCUGUCCCACAUGAGUUUAUGGUUCUUAUAUACAACACAUUUCUAUUGUAGAUGCUGAUAGUACUCUUUUUUUUCUCUCUAUAAGCAAUGUUUUAGGGCCAAAUCCUGCACCCAUUGCUCUGUGACAAAACUGAUCUUGACUUCAUUGGAACUGAAGUGCAAAUAAAAACUGAUUUCUUCUUGUGGAGCCACAAUUGCAGGGAAGGUGAUGUUUUUUAAAUUGGGGUGCUCAAUAUUAUUAUAUGUCAGUAAUCACAUUUUUAUUUUAAAAUUACAGUCAUACUUAUACUUUCAGUUUAAUAUACACACAUUCUAAAUUAUUCACUUUGUCACUGCACUUAAAUUACUAAAUUGUCAUUUAGUUGCUCAUUAGUGAGAGUAAUGGUCAAUAUCUUGCCAAAUAGCCUGUGUCCACUAGAAAUAAGACUUGCAUAAAUUAAAAAGGGAUAUUUUGCUGGUAGUCAAUGUACCACAAUAAUUUAUGCUAUAAAUAAGCACCAUGCUAUGGCUAGUAGUGUUUAGGCAGCUGUAAAAUGCCUUUUGUGUAACUAGGAAGCACAUUUUUAUAUAAUUAAGAAAACUGAUGAGAGUUAAAUGUUGAGGGAAUUCAGGUGGUAUAUUGUCUGAAACCUGCAUAAUUUUUACAUGCUACUAAUGUAUUUUUAACUUUAGGUAUGGUUUUAUAAUGAAACUGGUGACUAUAUUUUAACCUGUUAAAUGCUAGAGAAACACACUUCUCAAAAGCAACCAGAGGAAGCUUAUUAGAGCUGAUCAAAAAAUGGGAGGAAAAAAAAAAUCUCACACACACACAAAUCAAAAUUUUAAAGUGUUUCCAUUUUCCAGGGUCUGAAAUGGAUUUUUCUUCACUUUUUUUUUGGAAAAACAAACAAAUGUUUGUGUAUGCUUCCUUCCUUCCCCCUCUUUGCCACUGAGUGCAAUAAAAUUCAUGAUGCCCACUACUGGCUUUUUAAAAUCUGUAACUUUUCCAUAGUUGAGGAAGUUUUGAAAAGUUACAGUCUACAGAGUGGCAAAAGGGAAAAUGGGAAAUAAAGAAAAAUGAAAAACUGAAAAACCUCUCUCUCUAAAUAGCAUUCACUCUACUGCCUUCAGUGACAAAAAGGAAAAAGAGGAAGGCAUCUAUAUUUCAAAUAUCAAAAUAUUCAGGCUUGGGAAAAAAAAACCCAAAGAAUAUACUGAAACCCAAAAAGCUUCCUAUGAAACCUGUUGAUUUAGGGGGAAAAGCCAUUUUUUUGAUCAGAAGAAGGUUUUUGAAUUUUUUUUUAUCAGCUCAGACUUGCGCUUAGGCAGGUGUUUGUUUCACACACACAGGAAAAAAAAAAUAAAUAGAGGAAAUAUUGCUGGUGACUCCUGCCUGGGGAGUUUCCUUUUCACUUGUACUUUCACACCAGCAGCUGGAAUUCCUGCAGCAGUCACCUACCCUAGAGUUCCUGCUCUCAGCUUUUCUUUGCUCACUGCUUUCCAGUCAGAGGGGGCAGUAGGUCCCAGGUCUACACCGAUUUUGUGGAGGGAAGACUGGUGCUUAACACCAACCAGUUCCUCUUCACAGAUCCUACUGCUUGUCCACCUGGCUUCAAUCUGCCACAUUGUCAGUGGGCCCUUCUUAACUGACUCCGGACUGUGCAGCCAAUCAGCACUGUCGAGGUCUUCGAGACCAUCCAAGCUGCAGCGUAGAUCAAGCAAUGAUACACACUGUCGAGGAGUGCCCACUAACCAAAUUCAGCGGUGGGCUUCGAGAGCUCCAUUUGGCCACUAAGAACACCAUUACUUGGCUUGGCGAGUACGCAAAGGCUAAAUAAAUACUGCUCUUUACAAAGUGACGUUUGAGCUUCUUAACUGAAAGAGACCCGAGCAGGAACCCAUACAGAUUUCCUUCUAGAGAAACCAAGAUCCAGCUUAUAUAGUCUGCACAGCCGGGCAUGAGUUUCCAGGGUAGGAUAAGAUUUGAGUUCUGAUCUUAGCUUUUCUACUAACUGGUAAUAAUAUUUUUGUGUAGUUCAGAACCUUUAUUAAUGACCAAGAUCUUAUAUUGGUGUGCUAAGAAACAGAAAACUAUCAUUUCCUAAAUUUUAUAAAUGGAGUACCUGAGAGAAUGCCCAAGGUCAUUCCACGCAGAGGUAGGAGAAGAAACUAGGUCGCUAAUGUGACAGAGCCACAUCUGCUGUAUCACACUGCCUUUUAAAAUGAAUGUGCCAAAUCUAUAAGCUGAAACCCGUUGCUGUCACCACUAGACACCACUCUGCUGCUCCCUGAGCUAAGAAUAAGAACCCAGGUGUCCAGAUAGUGAACAUCCCAUAACUGCCAAAGUUUGUGUCCCAUUCUAAUGAUUCUUCCUCCACACAGAGGACCACUGCCUACUUCUACUAUCUACUAGUUACUCCUUGAGCUUAAGUGAAAGAGGUGAAGCUGAAGGUCCUUGGUACAAACCAAUGCAGGGAAAAUGGUAACAACGACAGUUCUAGUGCAUAUACACAAAUUGACAGAAUUAAGAUUCUACAGACAGGACACACCAUAAUUAUAUUUAACUUCCCAGUGUUUGACUUUGCAAUGUUUUUAGUGUAGAUUUAGUAAAUAAAUAAAGCAAGCCAGCCUCCUCCCCCGCCCUUAAAAUUGCACGUAUUGCGUGAUACCUGCAAGACUCAGAGCAGCUAACGAAUUACAGAGCCUUUCCUCUAGAGGUCUCCAGUUGAAAGCUCAGUAGGGAUUAACUGCUACCCUGGAGAUAAACAGAGGACUUCCCGCACUGGAGCUGUGAAGGCUCGUGCCCUUUCACUAGCACCAGCUUCACACUCCUUUUAAAUGCAUGGUUACACCCCCAUUGUUUGCAAAUGAGUUUAUUAAAUGUGCAUAGGUCAAAUAGCUGCACAAAACUCGCCACCUGUGCCCUGUCUGCCCUGGCACUGCCUUAGUGGGGAAGGCAGCAGGGGGCACCGCCUCUCUGCCCCCCUCUGACUUCUCAAGGGGUUGUUCCCUCUUUGCUCCGCCACCCCUUUUUUCCUUAAGGGCCAACUCUUGCCUCAACUGCGGGCUGCUUUGCCGGAAAGCCGCCUGUUUGGGGCGCAGGGCCGGGGAAGAGGCCGAAGCAGCCGGUUCAUGCCCGGGAGCCCCGUCUGCAGCGCUCCAACCGGGAAGGGACACCAUUGGGCUGUGCAGGGGGGAGGGGACUCCGUAUAGACGGGUUGCACCUUUUCCUUCCCCUUUAGGGACUGAUAAACAGCUGGCUGUACAGCAGUGACAGCCCAGGACGCCGAAGGGCUUGUUAACCUCCCAGCCUUCAGGUCCCUGGCUCCCCCCGCCGCCGCCGCCGUUUUCUUUUCUUUGCAAACCUAAGAGCCUGACAGGGCGCAGAAGGACGAAUUCCCUGCUGUCGUUCCGGGAUUAGCCCCGGUCUCCGUCAGUCACAGCUCGAGCGACUGAGUCCCGCUGAGGCGCCACUAGCCUCCCUCCGUUUCGUAACAACCGAAAGUAAAAGAGGCCGGGGCGGGCUGCGGGGGAACGUGAUUUGCUGUCAUUGGUCGCAGCUCUCUCCACCGGUGCUGUCUCUGCGGCCACGUUCCCAGGCUUGUCCUCAAAAGAACUUUUCUGAUGUAGCUAAUCUGCUUCUGAUUUGAGUGAUGUCCCAGUAGGCACCAUGCUGGUGAUGGCAUGGCCACCAUGGAACUCUGUUGGAACAUGGCACUGGCUAGGGACUCAGAAAACACACCUGAGAAGUAUUUGUCUCUACUGCCAGCAGUAUCUUAUUCUGAAGAGACAUUUUCUCAGCUUUUUAAAUAAUGCAACUGGAAUAACCAUCUUCAUUCUUUGCUGCAUCAGUGCAUAUCUACCAAGAAUAGAAGCUGAAAGAAGAAGGUGGGAGGCGGUUAUAGAGGAUUUGCAUAUGAUUAAAGGCAUAACUGAUAGCAUUGAUGCCUGUUUAUACACUGCAUAUAUAGACAAGUCAGAUGAGUGCGAAGUACAAGUGAUGGAAUGCUUUUUGUUAGAGUUGAAAGUGAUUUCCCAGGAAUGUGAAAUCACAAAAGGAUGUAAAAUCAAACAGUACAUACGCAACGUGCUGGCAAAUGUAAAAGCAAAUUUACCAAAGAACACAAGUUUACCAAACAGUCCGAACAGGAAUAAAAUAACAUGCAAACAAUGUGAAGAGUACGAAGAAGGGAAUUUUACCUACUUUAUAGAGACUUUCGAAGAGUUUGCAAAACACAAGCUGAAAUUUUUACUGCACGUUUCUAAAUAGGCUUCCUUUUUGAAAGUGCUUUAGGGAAACUCCAUAAACUUUUCUGGCACUUCAAGCAAUAUAAUCACUGGAUGGACGGACAGACAGACUGGUUGGCUAGAACUUUGUAAGACAGAAAGGCAGAAAAAACCAAACACAGCCAAGAAUAAUCUGAACUAUGAACUGUGCCAGAGACUAUUUUAUCUUUUUAUUUUUAAUUUACUACUUCCUUUGGGAAGCUAUUAAAAUGUAAACUUAUGUCUAUUUUAUAAACAUUUUAGAUAAAUAUUUGCUCUUUGCAUGUCUCAAUAAUUGACUACUACUUAGAAAACAUAGUAACUUGUACUGCAAAUAUUUUAUUUUCUAGGAAAGCUAAACUGGUGUAAAUGAGAAUAUAUAUAUUCUCAUUUUAUAUAUAUAAAAAUCACUAACCAGUAUGUGUUUGGAGUCCUCCUCUGUGCCCAAUCCCCACAGGAUCAGAGUCUGUCACAGUCCCCAACUACAGAACCUGGCUUUUUAGCUCAGGCUGUAGAAUCUCAUGCUUUAAUCUUUGGAGAGCCCUAUUUCAGUUCCCUGCUGAGACCCAGAUAGCAAUCACCACACGUGUAAAGUCAUGGGAAACAGUGGCGCACAUAGCUCUGACCAUAAUAAACGGGGUUCUGAUCCUGCAAGUUGCCCCCUGUGGACAGACCCCUGUGGCCAAGUAAUACCCCACUGAUUUCAGUGGGGCUCUACACAGUUACAGCGCUCUGCUUUCAUAGAACAGCUCACAAAAUCAGGGCCUACAUGUGUGGAAACCAGGGUCUGGAUUAUCAGAAAAAUGCUGGACUAAAAGAGGCAGUUGUAAAUUGAAACUGUCUGAAUCUGUCUGCUUUUUAUAACUUUCACUGAUGAAGUGAAUAAAAUGGAUACGCACGAUGAUGCAGUAGAGUGAAAAUGCAGUGAUGGUAAAACAUUUGAGUAAUUGUUCUAACAGGAAACAGUCAUCCCCAUCAAGGAAUAGAAUGAAAAGAUGAAGGGGAUUGAAGUUACCAAAAGCUGAUACUUAAUAUCACAAGCAUCUACCCGAGUCAAAUUUUAAGGCACUGGUAAGAGACUGGCAAUAGACUGCCAAGCUAGUUGUGAUUUCCUGCUCUCUCUUUUCUGGCUUUAUUGAGUUUGAAGUGCAAUGACAUUCUGGACCAAAUUCUGUUUGCCUUACCCAACUAAUCCCAUUGAUUUAAAUGAGAUGAAUGUGUAAGUAAAGCCAACAGGAUUCAGGUCUAUAUGUGCGCAGGCCAAAAAGUACAUUUUUUCCAUUGUGCUAUUUGUAUGUAGUGUGGGAAGAUGUGACUAGAAAUUAACUGUAUAGCUCAAGAAAUUAGUCGUGGCAUAUAGAGUUUUCCACCUGUAGGAGCCUGAUUCUCUUUUGCAUGCCCACCAAAAAUUCCAAUUCAUCAGUCCCUGGGUUAGCAAUUAGAAUCUGGCCAGGAGGUUGGAAAUAUGUGAAAGCUAUUACCAUCUGAUGACUGUGCAGUGGUCUAUAUGAAAUGAAUUGGUGAUUUUUCUCAGUCUAGUUCCUACUGAACAGAUGUCUAUUAUAAAAAUCCCUAUAAAAAUUGGCACUGUUUUGUCAGUCUCAACAGAAGGACUGAUCACAGAAUCUGUGCAUUUCUAACAGGAGGGAUGGCUACAGCAGGUUAGGAAGCCAUUCUGGAAGUUACCUCAUGGGAGUGGAAAGCCUGAGUGGUAGCAGAAAGGACAUAGGAGUGGCUCUGUAUUUGUCAAAUUCGAAGAUACUGCCAAUUCUCUAAGAAACCCAUCCAAUUUCUGAUGCAGCCAGUGCAAGUCUCCCCAUUGAUUUUAAUAGGAGUUUGAUCAGGCCCUUAGAGUUUAAAAAUUAGCUAGACAAAUUCAGACUAGAAAUAAGAUGUGACUUUUUAACAGUGAGGGUAGUUAACCAUUGAACAACUUACCAAAGGUUGUGACGGCAUCUCCGUGAGUAGAAAUCUUGAAAUUAAGAUACGCUCUAGUUCAAGCACAGCUUGAAUUCAUGGUUAUCCUAAGGCUUGUGCUCUUCAGGAGGUCAGACUACAUGAUCACAAUGGUCUCUUCUGGCCUUAAAGUAUAAGAAAGUCACAUGAGAAAUGGAUUAUAAGUGAGUCAAAUAUAUUUUUAGUGUAAUAUUGUUAAUUCACCAAGUCCUGUUUCCCUGAACAAGAAACAAACUACAGCAAGCAGUUUCCUUACUCAAGUCUGCCACUCCAGUGAGCUCAAUACCCAAGAAGCCCUGUCUCUCGCCUCUGUGUUUCCUCUGGGGGUCACGCUGACCACUCCUUCUCCAGGCUCCCUCUCCCGCGGAAGACACAGGCUACAACUGAAUCUCCACCCUUUGCAUUUGCAACCAGGGAAACCCCCCAGUCCACAUGGCUUAGCUCUGACCUACCACAUGGUCUAGUUCCUUUGGCAGUAGCACCCCCAGCUCCCGCAGCUAUUUUUAUUACAUAAAGAGACUUAACUGUGCCUUCCUUUGAGCUUGAAAAAGAGUACUUGGCACAGCCAUUGGCUUAACAAGGUUUGUGAUUGGCUUUGGAUCCAAGACCACCCUCUACUCCCGAUGGCAGCUAUUAACAUCUUUCAGCAGAACAAGAGAUUAGGUGGCUCUGAGUUUCCACUUUAUGCCAGGUCGAUACAAACGUUACUAUGUUUGUUUAAAACUGGUGAGACUGAAUGGAGAAUUAAGCCCACUAUUUUCUCCAGUGCCAACAUUUAGAUGCUAUAUUUUUCUGUAUGGGAUUGUGAAUCUUCUGUCAAAUAAACAUAUACAUAAAGUUUGGGGUGGAAAUUAUUUGUUGUGCAAUAGAUCAGCCUACAGCACAAAUGUAUUUUUAUUUCAUAAUAUGCUUGUUCUAUCUUCACAGAAGUGUAUGCUAUUGUUUUGUUUGCUUUGCCCAGAUGGCAAAUGUGCCAUUAAGUUUAUCUGGCCUAAAUUCAUUCUAUUUUUAUAGUAACAAAAAUCCUCUUUUGACAAGGAAGAUGUACACCGUAUUUAUGAAUAAAUAUAGACAGCCGUUAUAGACAAUGGCUAUAUUAACAUUACACUGUGUGAACAACUCACGUGGGAGAAAAUGAAAUGUUUUCAAUCUAAUAUGUGGUCUCCAUGUCCCAGGAUUUAUUAAAUGGUGAUAACCAUAGUCAUGGUAGGAAAAAUUAGAUUAAAACAGGGAAAGAAAUCAAUGUAUAUCUUCUAGCAUGGAACCUAAUACAAUCAAAUUUUUUCCAUGGUCCUGGAAAAUGCAUAAUAUGUUGCUAAAGAAAAAUGGAAUUUGCCAUAAUUGAUACUCCUGAAUUCUUGUGCAGUAUUUAUAAAUUAAGAUAACUAAUUCCAGUCAUGAAGCAAAUACUUAAUGUCUUUUGCUAUAGAUUAUACAGUGCACAAUCCAUGCUGGCACAUAAUUUGUGUGAACAGUAUUCCUGAGUAAAGUCCAAAUGUUAUCAUCUUGUCAGCGCAAGCAGUGUCAUAAGUUUCCAUUUUCCACUGGUGCUAUGGGGACACUUUAAUUUACAUCAGCAUUUAUAAACCAUUUGUUGUAGCAAAAAACAUCAGCCACUGUGUUAGAGACCAUGGACUGAUUGCUGUGUAUCCAGCUCACGAGAAAUAAAAGGUUUUGUUUGAUUUA